Messenger RNA from Cuscuta campestris, 942 nucleotides. The record is from the annotation of a GenBank genome assembly. Lineage: Eukaryota; Viridiplantae; Streptophyta; Magnoliopsida; Solanales; Convolvulaceae.
GCCAUCGGCUAAAAGAAUUUGCAACAUGGUUAAUUUCUUUUUGUUUGAUUAUGUUGGCCUUGAUGUUAUGCUGUGAUAGAGGGGUUUGCAGCGCAUUAUUUGAGGGUGAACUACCUCAAGAUUGACAGGAAGUCGUCUAGGGUUCUUGUAACUGGUGGAGAAGUCUAUGAAUUUUUAAAAUAACUCAAAUGUAAAAAUAUAAAUAAUUUAUUAAUUAUAAACAAUCUAUCAUAAUCCUAUAAAAUCUUGUUGAUAAAAUCCAUUAAAAUCUAUCUAACUCUGUAUAGACUUAAAACAAUCUAUUGAUUUUACAGAAUCCUUGAAUUCUAAACAAUCCAUUAGAAUCUUCUAAAAUCUGUGUAACUCCUAAGAAAUUUUCUAUGAGUAUGUUUGUUUGAGAAUGAUAACGGAACAAUACCACCAGCCAAAAAUUGAAAAAUAUGGAGUACGUCUUACUUUCAAUUUCUUUUGCCAUUGAAAGGGCAGGUGUGAGCAAAUACUGAAUCUAGCUUUAUUUGAUUGGAGUGGGAUGACACUCAUGGCGGUCUUGGAGUCAGAUCUUAGAGCUCUCUCUGCGGAGGCUCGCCGCCGGAACCCUAACGUUAAGGACGCCGCAGAACAUGCUAUUUUGAAGGUUAGGACGGUUAAGUUGAGUGUGAUUGGACUAUCUUGCCUGCAAAAGCUCAUAUCCCAUGAUGCAGUUGCACCAUCAGCUUUAGAGGAGAUUCUGUGCACCCUCAAAGACUAAUGUUGUAAAAGACACUUUGAGCACAAAAGACGGGUGUUGGAGCAUAUCGUCUAGUAAGGAAUUAGCUAGGUCGAAGUUGAGUAAAAGUAAAAUUAAAGGGGUCAAAGGAGCAGGAGAUUAAUCGAGUAAUGGUGACAAAUCUUACAGCAAUGAAAAUCAAGAGCAUGGUGAAAUGGCUGAUGAGAGUCUUCAAC